Molecule: messenger RNA, 1297 nt
Organism: Aplysia californica (California sea hare)
Lineage: Eukaryota; Metazoa; Mollusca; Gastropoda; Aplysiida; Aplysiidae
Product: leucine-rich repeat-containing protein 46
Exons: 7
Coding region: 198-1109 (303 amino acids)
Molecular function (GO): protein binding
Source: RefSeq, a predicted model, not a curated record
GUUUACAUUUUUAGAGCUUUUUUGUUUUUUCAUGUCAAGUUGCCAUAAGUUUUAAAUAAUCAUUUAUAUAUUUUUAGUCUUAAUUUGCCUAUUAGAGAUUUUAGUUUGACGACUGAACGACACAACAAUAAAUUUCUAGUUUUGUUCGUAUCCUUAGGUUUGUCUUUUUAACUCCUUAGUUUCAGGAAAGCGUCAAAAUGGCUACAAACGAAGAGAAUGAGUGGGGAAUCGAUACAUCAACAGCAGAUAGAAUUGCAGAUAAUUUACAACUUGAAAAAAAUAUCAAGCCUGCUCGCCUGUCACUCCAUUUGAUUGUAAGGAGAAAUUUGUCGAGAGAUUCAAAUGAGAUGCCCCAAGAACAAAUAAUUGAUGAUUUGAAUAAAGUAAAGAGAGUGAGGCUGGAUCGUGAAAGCAUUGGGGAAAUAGACAGCUUAGAGCUCCUGAGCUCACAAGUUACACAUCUGUACCUUCAGAAAAAUAGGAUUGAGUGUAUUCAAAAUUUGGAAUGCCUUCCAAACCUGCAGGUUUUGGUUUUGUCAAAUAACCAAAUUAAGGAAGUAGAAGGACUAUCACAUUUGCAGAAAUUGAUAUUCUUAGAUUUAUCAGAAAACUGCAUUUCCGAUGUUGAUACAGAAGAACUUCCUUGCAGCUUAGUGAUACUCAAUCUUGCAGGAAAUGAAUGUGUGACAAAACCAAAGCACAGGGAAAAAUUGAUCCAGUCCUUAUUGAAACUGAAGCAGCUAGAUGGAGCACAAAUAACAAGGCAAGAAAAACUGGGUGCUGGUCUGGAUAUAUCAGAUGAUGAAAGCAGUGAAGAACUGGAAGAUGAAAAUCGGGAAGAAGAUGACGAAGAGAAGGAGCAGGAUGAUGAAGAUCACCCUGUUUCACCCAUUGCUGAACCCAUACCAAUAAAUACACAACUCUCAGCAUACAAACAGUUGCCAAAGAUUCAGGCCAGCGUCCAAGAUUUUGCGACAGAGAUGUUGUUGAGGUCCCAGGCUCGUCUGGAGGAGAGUGCUGGAGAACAUAGACGUCAUAUUCAGGAGAUGACCAAUUCCAAAAUCAAGGCACGGAUACGACCACUUCAGCACAUACAGAAGCCUCAAUAAUCGGGCAGCAUGCCUUUAUAAAUUUUGAGAUUAAUUUUAAGAUGUUGAAUGAAAGACUGUUUUUAAGUUGAGUAAACUGACUCUUUUACCUGAGCACAUAGACCAGCAUUAUGAACAAAGAAAUACAGUGGGUGUCGCAUUCAACGAGGUCACACAUUCAACGAGAAGUCGGCUCCAACGAGGCAAUC